AUGGACCGUAUUGUGGCUGAACACAUCCAUGAAAGAGCAAUGUCCACCAUCUUUCUGAAUGAAAAGCUCAUGAAAGGACCACCUCGUUUCAGGGAGGCAGACCUAAAGGAUCCACGUCUCCGUCACUGCGCCUUUGACCCGGAGACUAUUGUUUUCGAAGCUCGAAUCGGAGGCGGGAAAGAUGGCUACGUCUGGAGGGUUAAAUUUGGCGACGAGGGACCAUUUGUCCUGAAGGUUUUCUGGGAUCAAGUACCUCCUAUCAAGGCUGGGGACUAUUAUUCGAUGCAGCGAGAGUGCCAGAAUGCUGCUAUCCUUCAGAUGAUGGAGGCAGCCGUAGCAACGAAGCCAGUGCUUGUAAACGCUCGCCCCGAGACAAAACAGGCUGCUAUAUGGAACUAUCUGUCAUUUUCCGAAGAGAACUGCUCUCCGAGAUAUACCAGGGAUCUUAGCGAGGCAGUUGCAGGCCCAAGGACCAGACUCAUCUCAUCAUUACCACGUAUGACCAAAUGCUAUGGCUGGCUGAAGCUGCCUAACGAGAUUUGGAUCGAUCUGCCACCCCAUCUGCAAGCCGUGAAUGAAGAUCCCAGAAAGCUCAGAACGCUUUUUGAAAAUCACAUGGGCUGCGUUGCGGUUAUCUACGAGCUAGUUGAAGAAGGCGAAAAUGAGAUAGACACGGUGGAAGAUGUUGAUACAUUUCUAUGGCAUGCUGGUUUUGCCUAUGCGGUUGAUCCACAUCCAAAGAAUUGGAAAAGCGGCGUCUUGGUCGAUCACUCCGAAAUUGUUCAUAUUCGCGGAUAUAAAUGGAACAUGGAGGAUUACAUCGGAAGGACAGCGGAGCAGAUACUAGAAGGUGAUGGAGCUGAGUAA
Trichoderma asperellum CBS 433.97 is the source of this 867-nucleotide messenger RNA. RefSeq lists its product as uncharacterized. Lineage: Eukaryota; Fungi; Ascomycota; Sordariomycetes; Hypocreales; Hypocreaceae. The record is from RefSeq and is a predicted model, not a curated record.